Macrosteles quadrilineatus (aster leafhopper) is the source of this 496-nucleotide messenger RNA. RefSeq names its product cytochrome b-c1 complex subunit 7-like. The coding region runs from base 86 to 430 and encodes 114 amino acids. The transcript has 4 exons. NCBI's taxonomy places the organism in Eukaryota, Metazoa, Arthropoda, Insecta, Hemiptera, Cicadellidae. The record is from RefSeq and is a predicted model, not a curated record. Gene Ontology annotation, biological process: mitochondrial electron transport, ubiquinol to cytochrome c.
GGUCUGGUCUGCUGCAACUUGCAACAUUACUCACAAUCUGAAUCUACCUUUUCAAUUUUAGGUGUGAAAUUUAAGAAUUUUCAAGAUGAGCUCAGCCUCUAAAGUCGUUAAGAAACUCCCUCCUGGAUUAUAUGGCACCAUCAAGCAAUGGGCAUACAACACAUCUGGUUUUUGCCAGCUAGGUUUGAAGCACAAUGAUGUGCUGAGGGAGACCCCGGACGUGGAAGAAGCUUUGAGGAGGCUGCCCAAGAAACUGGUUGACGAACGCAACUUCCGCUUGAUCCGGGCUUUCCAGCUGUCCACCAACAAAAUGAUCCUUCCCCGUGAACAGUGGACUAAGUAUGAAGAGGAUGACCACUACCUGGAACCAUACAUUGAAGAAGUCAUCCGUGAAAGAAAGGAGAAGGAAGAGUGGAAUAAGAAGUACUAAGUGAAUAAAUUAGAUUACAUUGUCUAUCUCAAAUUGUAUAUUGUUAAUAAAUAGUUGAUGUGGUAA